UGGGCGGCGAUGCGGUAUCCGCCUGCGCCGUCACGUGCGGCAAAAUUAGGGCUCCAAACGAGAGCCGACCAUACGCGGUCACGUCCCCACGUGGCCACAUGGCGCAUUGCCAGCAGACUCGGAGACAGAAAAGCAACUGGACUGGCCCACUGGGCCAGAGCCUCGAAUACGUCACGCAGCCAAUCAACGGCCGGCAAUGACGAUAAUACGCGGUCCGUCACGGUAGAUACGGAUCUCUCCUGCUCAUUUCAAGGCAUCGCGCGAGAACUGUAUCGAGGCCCUCACCCUCAACCUGCCUAUACAGUACGCACUGAGAGCUGUUGCGCGCACGGAAUGUUCCGGGAAGCCCGUUCCGGGGCACGUGCUGAAAGCUGAUAGGCGCUGUCUCGUCACGGCCCCGCACUGCUUUCCUCCCCCUCCCGCCCCCUCUCCCCCCUUCCCCCCUUCAUCACCCCCGCGGCGGGGGGGACUGAAGCAGGCCCUGAUGGGAAAUACCCCGGAAUUUCCCUCGUGGAAAAUCCCCAAUUUCCGCCAGUAGACCUUCCGCCAGUUUCCCUUCCCCUCAGUUUCCUUCCGCCUGUUGCCGCUAUUCCAAUGCCAAUGUCAUCACUACUGCUCCAUUCAUUCACUAGUACCACUACUACUACUUAUACCACAGCUUCUAGAGUCCGUAUCAUCAUCCUGGCACAACCUACCUGCCCAAUCUACUGCGUCUCUCCUUUCACGGAUUCCUCCUAGUGCCACCUCUGGAACUUUGACGAACCGUUAAAAGCACCAGCUUGUUACAAGCAGAAUCGGCAUCACUAACCAACCGCCAGUGACCAGCCGCCAGGCAGGCUCCAAGCAUCGGAAAGGCCAUCACCAACCGGCAGUCACCAUGGGGCUGACCUUCACUAAGCUGUUUGCGCGGUGGAUCGGCAAGAGAGACAUGCGCAUUCUUAUGGUGGGGCUGGACGCUGCCGGAAAAACUACUAUUCUCUACAAGCUGAAGCUAGGAGAACUCGUCACCACCAUUCCCACUAUUGGCUUCAACGUGGAGACAGUGGAGUAUAAGAACAUCAGCUUCACAGUCUGGGACGUGGGGGGUCAGGACAAGAUCCGCCCCCUGUGGCGCCACUACUUCCAGAACACUCAGGGGCUCAUCUACGUGGUGGACAGCAACGACAGGGAGAGAGUGAUGGAGGCGAGGGACGAGCUGCACCGCAUGCUGAACGAGGACGAGCUGCGAGACGCCACCCUCCUGGUGUUCGCCAACAAGCAGGACCUGCCCAAUGCGAUGAAUGCUGCUGAGAUCACAGACAAGCUCGCCCUGCACUCCCUGCGCCACCGCUGCUGGUACAUUCAGAGCACCUGUGCCACGUCAGGGGAAGGCCUGUACGAGGGGCUUGACUGGCUCGCCAACAACAUAUCCGUUAAAGAUUAAAGGAUGUUUCCGGGUAGUAUGAUCUGAAACAUGCCAAUCUGGCAUUGUUUGUGGAAGAAUUGUAAACAUACCGACCCCCAGGCAUCUUAACGACCAGCAGCACAUACGGUACAUCCAGAUUGAAGGAGCAAGGAUUGAUUAGGAGCAGCACUAGCACCCGUGUUACCAUGUUACCACAUGAAGUGCAGACUCUUCUUUAUUUGUGCCGUAAUUCCCAACUGAAUGGUAUAGCUUGGGCAUAAUUCACUUGCAUUUCCUUUCCUUUCAUGUCGUCUCAUUUGCUGUUCAAAUGGUAUCAGAGAUUGAACCCAUGCAUGGUAUCCA
Closterium sp. NIES-67 is the source of this 1747-nucleotide messenger RNA. Lineage: Eukaryota; Viridiplantae; Streptophyta; Zygnematophyceae; Desmidiales; Closteriaceae. The record is from the annotation of a GenBank genome assembly.